Messenger RNA from Colletotrichum orchidophilum, 1836 nucleotides. RefSeq lists its product as uncharacterized. The record is from RefSeq and is a predicted model, not a curated record. The transcript has a single exon. The coding region runs from base 1 to 1836 and encodes 611 amino acids. NCBI's taxonomy places the organism in Eukaryota, Fungi, Ascomycota, Sordariomycetes, Glomerellales, Glomerellaceae.
AUGAGGCUUGUGGCGGCACAGCGGCCCGGCUGCAGCGCUGUCAGCGACGAGAAGUGUCCCCCACCGUUGAGCCGCGGCGAUCCGACCUUUUCCCGGCCCCGCGUGAUCUUGAUCCCGGAACCCAGUCGGCGGUGGGCCCCGAUCCCAUCGCUCUGGGAACAUGGUCCAACGCGCCCAUGCGACGACUACACGACACGGAGCUUCUGCAGGUACCACCCGGUGCCUUAUAGCUAUUUGCACCGCGUGAUGGACGACGACAUGUUCCAAAACGAAUCUGGGCCAGUCGAUGACACGUCGCAACUGCCGGACCUGGAUUUCUCAUCAAUCCCCGACGACCUCCUCUCUCAAUUCCUCUCACCUUUUGAUACCCCAAGCCUGCUUUGGUCACAGUCUUUUCCAAUAGCUCUAGACAAUCAACCACGAGGCUUUAUGCGUGCCGACGAAAUCUUCACCGAGGAUGGCGGGCCCAUCCCGCUUCCACCGAGAUUUGCUCUGAUUAAACGGAGCCUCGUCGCUGGCAAGGAGCACGCCAUAGUCAAGUCUUGGGAACGCUUGUUAGUAGCUCUUCGAGCCGAAAUCGCAGUCAUCGGUGUCAGGAAGUCUGACAUUUUCCCGACCAUUGACUUUUCGGAGCUCCAAAACCAUUCCCUUGUGUCCGAGUUCACCGCCAAGCUCCGGCGUCGAGGUGGUGCCAUCAUCCGCAAUGUUGUACCGGCCUCUGAGGUCCAUACUUGGCGGGAAGAGACGGAGAUGUAUCUGUCGGAGAACCCGCACACCAAGAGCUGGCCGACGCGCGACCCGCACCUGUUCGGGAUUUACUGGUCCCCAUCGCAGAUCAAGGGCCGAGCCCAUCCCAACGUCCUAGCCGCGCAGCGGUUCCUGAUGCGCCUGUGGCGCUCUCGAGACCCUAACGCUCCUGUGGUAGCCGACCUGCCAGUGGCAUAUGCUGACCGUCUAAGGAUUCGAACACCGGGCGACGAGGCCUGGCAUCUAAAUGCCCAUAUGGACGGCGGCAGCGUCGAGCGGUGGGAGAGCGACGGUUAUGGGAACGCAGGCACGUACCAGCGCAUAUGGGAUGGAAAUUGGGAGGACUACGACCCUUGGGACAGCAGCACGCGGCUCAGAGUGACAUCGGACCUCUACAACGGCGCGGGUUCGUGCAGCAUGUUUCGCAUGUUCCAAGGCUGGCUUUCCAUGUCCGACAUCAAUCCGGCCGACGGCACCCUCCUGCUCUGCCCCAUGCUCCAGCUCGCCACUGCCUACUUCCUGUUGCGCCCCUUUUUCUCGCCCCGCAACCCCUCCCCAAGUUCGCACAGCUUUCUCGCGCGCGAGAACUGGGCAUUAGACUUUGCCCAGACGAGCAUCAUCCAAGGCGCCGUACCAUCAUAUACGCAAGAACUUAACUCGGCGCUCCACCCACAUCUUCAGCUCGACAAGUCUCUCGUGCGCAUACCACCCGUGUUGCCGGGCGACUACGUCGUGUGGCACCCAGAUAUGGUGUACGGAGUCGACAGGGUGCCGACGUCUUCAGCACCCGCGACCAUCAUGUACAUCCCGGCGUGCCCCCUGACGCAGACGAACGCGCUGUACCUCGCCCGCCAGCGGAAAGCGUUUCUUCUGGGUCAGCCGAGCCCGGACUUUGGGGGCGGGAAGGGGGAGACGACGCACACGGGCCGCCCCGGGACACAGGAAGUCAGUGAUGCGGGCGGGGAGGAUGGGCUCAGAGCCAUGGGGCUGCUGCCGUGGGAGGACAAGGAAGGGGGGAACCCGACGGAGAAGGCUCUGGUUAGGAUGGCGAAUGCGAUUUUGUUUCCAGAGAGCUAUGAUAUGGUUUGA